CCUCCCUGUCUCUGUGCUCUUGCUCUGAGUCUCGUGAAGUCCAAGUCGUCGCAGGUUGGUCGGAAGAAAAAUCGGAUUUUCCGCCUGUUCGCGAGCUCCGAAUUGCUGAACCGUGGUCGCGUUCGACGGUGUAAGAUAUUUCGAACGGCUACGGAGAAGGAGAAAACAGCAAUCACCCGAGAGCACAACCUUUUGCGACAACGACUGACUACGGGCAAAAACAAACGGCAAUCAACAGCAGCAGAGGAGCAGCACUGCUCUGAAGGCAGCACACCGCGUGUGUGUUUGCGUGCGUGCGUGAGAGCGUGUGAGUGUGCAGAGAGUGCGCGCGCUCUUGGUGGAGACGCCUCAUGCGUCACGCUGCUCGUGCUGGUGGUCGUUGUCACUCACUCAACAAAAAAAACCGGAGAACCAACAGCAACAACAGAGAAGCAAAGUGUGAACAGUGAUAAGUGUAUGUGUGUCGUCCGUUGAAAGUGUUUGUGUGACCGUGAAAGAGAAUAUCGAAGAGAAGAGAGAGGGAAAGAGAGUUAGCACGAAGAGAGUGCUCGUACUAGUAGUUAGUACUACCACCAUUACUACCUAGUGUUAGUAGACACACAUUCUAGUGUUUCGUCGUACAAAAAACCCCACAACUCACCUGGAAUAGAAACAACAACAAUAAUAAUUAGACGGUGCGCCUGUGAGAAUCACGUUCGUGGAAACAACAACACAAAGAGCUCGGAACGAAAUCGACGACGACGACGCUGAACCGGACACAGGAAGUCGCAGCGGAAGCCACGAAGACGAACACGACGGCGGCGGCGGAUUCGGUCAAACAAUCGCACCUCAGCUAGACUGGCUCGGAACGGUGAAGCACGGGGGGCAGAGUCUCCCGAUACGUCACCGGAAGGCGGAGCCACCUGCUGGUGGGCGCCCUGGUCAGCGAUGGGUUGCUUCGGAUCGGCCGGAUCGAAACAGUCGGACUCGAACAGCUCCGAGGACACCAAGAGCCAGAAGCGGCGGAGCGAUGCCAUCACGCGGCAGCUGCAGAAAGAUAAACAGGUUUACAGAGCCACCCAUAGACUGCUACUGUUGGGCGCCGGUGAAUCCGGCAAAUCAACAAUCGUAAAACAAAUGAGAAUAUUGCAUGUCAACGGAUUUUCCGACACCGAGAGGAAACAGAAAAUAGAGGACAUCAAAAAGAAUAUCCGAGAUGCCAUACUGACAAUUACUGGUGCAAUGAGCACACUAACACCCCCUAUUCCAUUGGAGAAGCCAGAUAACCAGGCCAGAGUGGACUACAUUCAAGAUUACGCAUCCGGUCCUGACUUCAAUUAUCCACCGGAGUUCUACGAGAACACCGAAGAGUUGUGGAAAGAUCGCGGCGUGCAGCAGACCUACGAGCGAUCAAACGAAUAUCAAUUAAUUGAUUGUGCUAAAUAUUUUCUGGAUCGUGUUAGUGAAAUCAAGCAGCCUAAUUAUACUCCAACCGAGCAGGAUAUACUGAGAUGUCGUGUCCUCACGUCGGGUAUAUUCGAAACUAGGUUUCAAGUUGAUAAGGUUAACUUUCACAUGUUCGACGUCGGUGGGCAGCGGGACGAGCGGCGCAAGUGGAUCCAGUGUUUCAAUGAUGUCACCGCAAUCAUUUUCGUAACAGCGUGUUCCAGCUACAACAUGGUCCUGCGGGAGGACCCCACACAGAACCGGCUGCGGGAGUCGCUGGAGCUGUUCAAAAGUAUUUGGAACAAUAGAUGGUUACGAACAAUAUCCGUAAUAUUGUUCCUCAAUAAGCAAGAUUUGCUAGCAGAGAAAGUCAAGGCUGCCAAAAGCAAACUUUCCGACUACUUUAGUGAGUUCAACCGUUACCAGACGCCGGCGGAUGCCGUUUGCGAAAUGGGAGAAGAUCCCGAGGUGAUUAGAGCAAAAUAUUUCAUCAGAGAUGAAUUUUUGCGUAUAUCGACGGCGAGCGGCGAUGGCAAACACUACUGCUAUCCGCACUUUACCUGUGCGGUAGACACGGAAAACAUCAAAAGAGUUUUCAACGAUUGUCGAGACAUCAUUCAAAGAAUGCAUCUGCGGCAAUACGAGCUGUUAUAGAUAUACUUAACAAUUUCGAUGCAACCUGGUCGUCUCAUUUUAGUUGUGUCUACCGUAAAAAUAUCAAAUCUAGCCAAACUUUACUAAUUUUAUAAUAAAAACAAAUAUUGAUUAAUUAUUAAUCAAAA
Culex quinquefasciatus (southern house mosquito) is the source of this 2207-nucleotide messenger RNA. It is a transcript of the gene Galphas, whose product is annotated as guanine nucleotide-binding protein G(s) subunit alpha. Gene Ontology annotation, biological process: sensory perception of chemical stimulus; adenylate cyclase-activating dopamine receptor signaling pathway. Gene Ontology annotation, molecular function: GTP binding; G protein-coupled receptor binding; G-protein beta/gamma-subunit complex binding. Lineage: Eukaryota; Metazoa; Arthropoda; Insecta; Diptera; Culicidae. The coding region runs from base 928 to 2079 and encodes 383 amino acids. The record is from RefSeq and is a predicted model, not a curated record. The transcript has 11 exons. Gene Ontology annotation, cellular component: heterotrimeric G-protein complex.